GAGGAGCGGGAGCCGGCGCGGCUGUGCGGCUACCUGCAGAAGCUGUCGGGCAAGGGCCCGCUGCGCGGCUACCGCAGCCGCUGGUUCGUGUUCGACGCGCGCCGCUGCUACCUCUACUACUUCAAGAGCCCGCAGGACGCGCUGCCCCUCGGCCACCUGGACAUCGCGGACGCCUGCUUCAGCUACCAGGGUCCCGACGAGGCGGCCGAGGCCGGCGCCGAGCCGCCCGCGCACUUCCAGGUGCACAGCGCGGGCGCCGUCACGGUGCUCAAGGCCCCUAAUCGUCAGCUCAUGACCUACUGGCUGCAGGAGCUCCAGCAGAGGCGGUGGGAGUACUGCAGCAGUCUGGACAUGGUGAAGUGGGACAGCAGGGCCUCCCCGACCCCGGGGGAUUGCUCUAAGGGUCUCGUAGCCAGAGAUAACUCAGGUAAGUCACAGGUGGGGGGACCCGCGCCCGAUCCUCGUGCACAGCUGUUGGCCACGGCAGGUCAGCUGGAUGGAUGUUCCGAACCAAAGUAGCGAUGAUCCCUUUCCAACGGUGGCGUUCCCUACUUUCCGGGGGCUUCCAUGUACGGAGUCGUAUUCAAGCCUGAUGACGACCCCUAUGUUGCCUGCCCGUGCCCCCCCUUAAGGUGACGCACCCGCCCCCCCCGCCGAUGCGUUCACAGACGUUUGUACGCGCUUUGUUCUCAAAGCCGUGCUCCUGACAUCUCCCCAAGGAGACUUUAACGAUUCCAUUUUAUUCUAGGUUUUUGUGGCAUUUCAACAACUCUUGCUAAUUCCCAGACAGUCUCAGUGUAGAGAUAAUGGGGCUUUUUGUUUGAAUAUCGAGACAGUGAAACGCCAUGGCGUCCUCAUGACGGGUUGUGUUGAGCAGCACUUGCUUGCUGACCAUCCGUGCCGGGGCUCCUGCCUUCCUCAUGGGAGAGGGCAGGCCACGGAGGCCUGAAGCCAGGCAUGACAGGUGCACACGCCAGGGUCCAGCCAGUGACGGCUGGUUCUCUCGCCUACAAAGAGGUGAGGUCUGCACUUCCUGACGCCCGCGGGACCUUCUGCUCCUCAGAGCACAGGCUCCGUCAAGUUCCCUGCAAGCCACAGCUGCCUUGUUCCAGAAGCAGAUGCCCACAGAGCCCCACCCUGCAGGCCCCUGCUGCCCUGCCCACCGUGUGCUCGACAGCCACAGCAGGGUCUGCGGCCAGACCCCGCGGUCAGUGACAUGGUCACACCUGUCCACACGCACUCCCGUGAGGUCCUCACGUCCCCACACCCUGAGGGCACCAAGAGCCGAGGGGGCACCUCUGUGUUCCGUGCACAGUUCCUCUGGGUGUUUGAAAGCCGCUCUCCUAGGGGUUUUGACCAGAAGCAGCUCCGUGACCCUGCUGGUGCCUCAGGGGUGGGGCUCACACCGUCUGUCCGUUCCUUUACUUUUAAAGUUUCGUGGUUUAUAAUCUCCAUGCCCAACGUGGGGCUCAGCCUCGAGAUGGAGGGGUGCACACUCUAGCGACCAAGCCAGCGGGACGCCCUGGUUCCUUUGUUCUGAGGACGGAGUACGUCUGACAGACCCAGGGCGCUAGACCGAAGGGUGUUUGUAACUCAGAUUUGUAUUAAAAAGAAAGCCUUCCUUGUCUUCUGACCUCGUUGCCCCUCGUUCGGGGCAUUCUCAUUUUCAUCCCUCGCUGUCGUGCAAGCACCCGCAGCCCUGACAUCGCGGGAAUGGGCAGCUCUGGUGGGCAGGUGGCUGUGCGUCCUGGGAGGAAGCUCCGUCGGCCGAAGCGGCCCCGGGGCCCCGAGCUGAACGUACGUACUGCCACCUGGGACGCCAGCAAGCCUGCCGAGCCCUGCUCCACUGCCCCGGCACGUCUGUCUGUCUGAGCCGCGGUCUGCUCAUCAGCGGGAUGGAGAGCGUGCCCUGCUCCAGUCUGUGGUCUGGGCGGUGGGAUCUAAGGACCGAGAAGUCACAGUCCGUGCUCUCGAGGAGCGGGUGAGGGGCCCAGGCCGGUGCAGGCAGCUGUGAGAGGCGGUCUGAGGAGCGCGGCGCAGCGUGAGCCCGGCCGGCCUCGGGGUGCAGAAGGAGGUCCAGCGGGAGCGAGAGGCCGGAGAGGAAGCUGGAUGGAUGGUCAGGGGCCAGACCUGGGGGUGCAUCACCAGACAAGGGAGAGCAGGGUGAGCGACGGCUGGGACGUGCUGAGUGCUGGGGAACGCACCGGCCAGCGG
Messenger RNA from Leptonychotes weddellii (Weddell seal), 2214 nucleotides. NCBI's taxonomy places the organism in Eukaryota, Metazoa, Chordata, Mammalia, Carnivora, Phocidae. The record is from RefSeq and is a predicted model, not a curated record.